UGCACAGAGCGAGGCUUCUCCCCCUGUGCUGUCUCGCAGAUGCAGAGGAGGGAGACGCCGUGAUGUUUGUCCAUCCAUACAGGAUCUAUUACUUCAUCGCACAGCUGAAUACAGUAUAGAAUAACACAAAGGAUAGUCACUACUUUGGGGACCACAGGAAUAACUAUUUUUCUCAUGUCCAAUUGUUUAUGAGGUGAAGAAAAGUUGGUUGGUUGGGUCCCUCAGCAUAUUUUCUGAUCUAUUUCUUAUUUGAAUAAGCUGGGCCCUAAACAUUGAGUGCAUGACACCAGAUUUCAUCUAUCCCUUAUUGAGUGGUCACUUUGAUGGGGUGAUGCCGAUGUCCUGAGGCCUGAGGUGAGUCUCCACGGUGAUGGACCUCGGUAACGCCUCCAGCAGCAGCAGCGGCGGCAGAGGAGGAGGAGGAGGAGGCUCAGGCAGUGUGGAGGUGCAGCUAAUCUACUCCAUCACCAUGCCCCUCUCCAGCACCAUCAUCCUGACCAACCUGCUCAUCAUCCUGGCCAUCGGCUGCAACCGCCGGCUGCACACCACGCCCAACUACUUCUUCCUGAGCCUGUUGGUGGCCGACCUGGGCAUGGGUGUGGCGCUGCCCUUCAUCCCCUGGAUGGGCCUAAACCGGCCGCUGAGCUUCGGCGCGUGCCUGAUGGUGCACGUGCUGCCCAACUUCCUGUUCCUGGCCUUCCUGUUUAACCUGGUGAUGGUGCACUACGAGCGCUACCUGAGCAUCGUGAGCCCGCUGCGCCACCGCUCCUUCUGGGUGCACCGGCGCUUCCCGCUGGUGCUGCUGGCGCUCUGGCUGCCGCCGUUGCUCUUCGCCCUGCUGCCGGCGUUCGGCUGGAACAACCGGCGUGGGGGACGGGCUUGGAGCGGGUGCUGCCGCCCGGGCGCGGCCCAAUUCGGCGGUGGCGCCACCGGGCAUGUGGAAGGCGGUGCGACGGCCGGCGCCAGUACCAAGCCCAACUGCUCGCUAUCGGCCGCUGCGGGCAGUGGUUCGGGCGAGCGCUGCUGCACGUAUCGCCACGUCUUCCCCAACGCCUUUAUCUACCUGGAGGUGUACGGCAUCCUGGUGCCCGCCAUCCUGUCCAUCGCCAUGAUGACGGGCCGGGUGCUGUGGAUCACGCACGGCCAGCUGAAGGACAUCCGCCGGCUGCAGCGCUCGGUGACGGGCCGAGGCCGAGGCCGAGGAGGUAGGCAGCUGGGGGUGGACCUGCGCUAUGCCCGCUGCGUGGCGGCCGUCUCGCUGACCUUCCUGGCCUGCUGGGUGCCCUACAUCAUCUACACCCACGUGGGCAUGGCCUUCCUGCUGCGGCCCGGCGCCGAGGGCAACCCCACCGCGCACAUCGUACUGUCGUGCGCCGGCAUGGGCGGCAUGGCCGUGGUGCCGCUUGUGCUGGGGCUCGCCAACCGGGAGUACACUGACCCCGUACGGAAGUUCUUACACAAACUCCACAACCGCUGGCGGCGGAGGAGGUGGGAUGCGGAGAGUAUUGCCCUGUGAUGCCUUUCCUAGAAUGCAUUGUGUGAAUUCCUAUCCAGGAUUUUGCAACAGGAAUAGGACAUUGAGGAAAUAUUGGAUAGCUGAUAUGAGGACUGCUUAUUUUUUGCCAGUUUCAGUGGAAAGAAAAGACCUCCAAACAAAGGUUCAAAUGUAAACAGUUUUGGGCAAGACCCAAGCUACUGAGUGACAGGAAGUGAUUUCAUAAUUGUUUCUCUCUUUUCAUGAGGACCAAUUGGAUGGCUAAAUUAGGUUGUUUCUUUAUUGACACCAACAUUAGAAAACCAACCUUAACCCAAACUGUAAACCAUUUAGUUCAAAAUAUUUUUUCUGUGCAAGAGAACAUAUUUAUGUAGAGAAUACUAGUAGUGGAGAACUGAUGCCAUAAGCUGUUUGCAUGAACUCAUUUCUGGAAAGUGUUAUAUGAACACAGAGAACUUAUUGCUGAGAUGACCAUCACUAAUCCCUGAAGUGUGACAUGAUUACUGUGAUUACAUGAUUACAUGGAGUUCUGUGAAAUCAUAGACCCUGAUACUACUGUUGCUGUAUUGUUAUACUGUUACGAAUCUGGUUCAGUAUUUGACAACAAGACAGUUCUGUUAAGAAUGCAUGAAGCAUGCCAUGUCUCUUUGAGUCUACCCCCUUAUUCAAAGAGUCAUUCAAAUAAUACUCUCUGUGUGUUAUGUUCACCCAUUUAAGCCCAAAUUUUUCCCAGACAUGCAAAUAUGCAAAUCAUGUGUUAUUAGCAUCCCUUUGAAGUAAUCCAUAAUUAUUUUUUUUUUAAAUGUAGAAAAGUAGAUGAAAAAGUGAGUUUUUUUACCGGUGGGAUAAUAUGCGUAUACUCAAUUAAAGGUUGCUCAAAUUGCUUUUUUGUUCAAAUAAAGGUAUUCUGACA
Messenger RNA from Alosa sapidissima (American shad), 2408 nucleotides. Its product is annotated as G-protein coupled bile acid receptor 1. The transcript has 2 exons. Gene Ontology annotation, biological process: G protein-coupled receptor signaling pathway. NCBI's taxonomy places the organism in Eukaryota, Metazoa, Chordata, Actinopteri, Clupeiformes, Clupeidae. The record is from RefSeq and is a predicted model, not a curated record. Gene Ontology annotation, molecular function: G protein-coupled bile acid receptor activity. Bases 371 to 1516 code for a protein of 381 amino acids. Gene Ontology annotation, cellular component: membrane.